AUGGAUGUCAUACCAGGUUUCGAAGAUCUCAAACGUAUUCGAAUUGCCAAACCAGAUGGACAAUGUACGAUUGCUAAUGGUGAGGAAGAAGAAGAACCAGUGAGUCCUAUGGCUCGUUUGUUUCAUGAACCUGGUUGCAACAUUUAUAUCAUUACUAAAAUUGGCUUGAAAACCCAAAUUCUUGAUAUUCAUGCUUUUAAAGCCAAUCUGGGGCUUACUCUGGCGAAACACCCUCGUUUCUCUAGUUUGCAGGUUGUGAGCAAAGAAAGUGGUGGAGAGAUUAAAUGGGUUCAAACAGAGGUGGACAUGGAUAACCACCUUAUAGUCCCCCACAUUGAUUACCCUGAUGAAAAGUUUGUCGAGGAUUACAUCUGCAACCUGAGUAAAUCUACCAUUGACAAGUCGAAACCUAUGUGGGACUUCCACAUCCUCAAUGUCAAAACAUCCGACGCCGAGGCGGUAGGUGUCCUCCGCGUCCACCACUCCCUCGGCGACGGUGCAUCUCUUAUGUCUCUUUUUCUUGCUUGCACUCGUAAAACAUCUGAUCCUGAAGCUUUUCCAAGUUGUACGAUCGUGACAAAAAAAUCGAAUUUGUCAAAAUCUUGGGGGCUUGGUUUUGUUCUGAUGAUGAUGAUGAUGGUAUGGAACACAAUCGUUGAUGUGGUGAUGUUUGUACUCACUGCAUUGUUUUUGAAGGACACGAAAACUCCUCUGAAAGGUCCGCCAGGUGUUGAGAACAAUCCUCGGCGCAUUGUUCAUCGAACAGUUAGUCUGGAUGAUGUGAAGUUGGUGAAAAGAGCCAUGAAUAUUACAAUUAACGAUGUAGUUCUUGGAGUAACAGAAGCUGGCAUUUCAAAGUAUCUCAACAGGAGAUAUGGUGAGGGAAAAAACCAGGGGGAAGCGGUGAAGAAAAAUAACCUUCCGAAGAACAUUCGUCUUAGAGCAACGUUUUUCAUGAAUUUAAGACCGUCUGCAGGGAUUUAUGAUCUAGUUAAUAUGAUGGAGAAGGGUACAAAGGCCAGAUGGGGUAACAAGAUCGGUUAUGUCAUCCUCCCCUUCACCAUUGCAUUCCGAGAGGAUCCAUUGGAGUAUGUAAGGGAAGCUAAUGCGAUUAUGAGUCAAAAGAAGACUUCACUUGAAGCUAUUUAUAGUCACUGGAUUGUUAAGUUAAUCCUCAAGUUGUUUGGCAUUAAGGCUGCAGGCAAGCUUUCCCACAAGGUUUUUUCUAACACAACACUGUGGUUCUCAAACGUACCUGGACCCCAAGAAGAAGUUGCGUUUUUCGGCCAUCCGGUAGCCUAUAUUGCUCCGACUUGUUAUGGACAGCCCAACGCACUGAUGAUUCAUGUGGUUAGUUAUGUGGACAAAUUGACGUUCGUUCUAUCAGCCGAUGAAGAAACUAUUCCAGACCCACAUCAGCUGUGUGAUGAUCUUGAAGAUUCACUCAAGCUCGUCAUGGCUGCCGUCAUAGCAAAACAAACCCACAAGGUUUCAAAUAGUAUUUCUGAUUUACUAAUGGGAAGUAAAUACUUGGUACGACAAUCUAGCUCUGCACAAGCUCCCCCAUCCGAGGUUGAGGCCGACCAAUCCAAUCCAGUUGUGGGCAUGGAACCUGAAGCUAGCAUCCAUAGUAAAGAAGGUAAUGCUAGAACAAACCAAUCUGGAGGAGCAAAGGUUGACAAAUCCAUCUCUCUCACGGUACCAACUGAAGUGGCUAAUGAACCACAAGAUCGUCGGUCAGAACAGAGUUGUUGCUGGUUUUGGCCUGGAGCCACAAUGGACACCUCCCCAUCUCCAAACCAUGUGAGAUCAUCCCUCAAUGCCCUAAUCUCUGAUGUCCUCUACAUUUCCACAUCUCUUGCACCCAAAUCUCAAGGAAGUAAAUACCUGGUACGACAAUCUAGCUCUGCACAAGCUCCCCCAUCCGAGGUUGAGGCCGACCAAUCCAAUCCAGUUGUGGGCAUGGAACCUGAAGCUAGCAUCCAUAGUAAAGAAGGUAAUGCUAGAACAAACCAAUCUGGAGGAGCAAAGGUUGACAAAUCCAUCUCUCUCACGGUACCAACUGAAGUGGCUAAUGAACCACAAGGGAAUGGAAUAUGGAAGCCUAAACAAUCCGCACAGAAUGUUACAAAUGAUAUAAACGAGAAAGGCAAAGCCAUAAUGACUGUAGUGGAAUUGGCUACCAAGGAAUAUUCUAAUGAUCCAAAAUGUAGCUACGAUGAUCAAGAUCAAGCUCAAAGUGAUUUGGCAGAGCAGACCAUUCAAGAGGAUAUUCAGAAAUUGAGGGAGGUCAACUUGUUGUGGAACUCAAUGCCCAGUCAGAAAACUUAG
Messenger RNA from Ilex paraguariensis (yerba mate), 2331 nucleotides. The record is from the annotation of a GenBank genome assembly. NCBI's taxonomy places the organism in Eukaryota, Viridiplantae, Streptophyta, Magnoliopsida, Aquifoliales, Aquifoliaceae.